Molecule: messenger RNA, 996 nt
Organism: Cooperia oncophora
Lineage: Eukaryota; Metazoa; Nematoda; Chromadorea; Rhabditida; Trichostrongylidae
Source: the annotation of a GenBank genome assembly
AUGACUCGAAGGACAUUUACACUCGAUUUUAAUGGAUUAUAUCGUGAGCAACAUGAACGCGACGACAUUGAACGACGGUAUGAAUCUGUUAAGCGGAAUUCUGGGAUUCUGCGACUUAACGGUGAAGUGGUCAAGGCGGACUUCCAAGAAUUGCGUUUCAUCUCGGAUAUUGGCAGUGGUAGCUGUGGCCACGUCUCUAAGAUGAGCUACAGAGGUCACGUAAUGGCUGUUAAGGACAUGAUCCGAACAUCGAACAAGGAGGACAAUAAACGCAUCAUUAUGGAUUUGGAUGUUAUUUCACGUGCAGACGCCUCCAAUCAUAUAGUUCUAUGCUACGGCUACUUCAUAUCAGAAACAAGUGUCAAAGUUUGCAUGGAAAUCAUGGCAUCUUGUCUCCAUACUCUUCUACGAAGCGCGAAUCGUUUAGGAAUUCGCAUUGCUGAGGGGUACAUCGGAAAGAUGGCAGUAUGUAUUGUGCAGGGCCUCGACUAUUUGAAGGACCAUCUCAAUGUGAUUCAUCGCGACGUGAAGCCGUCUAACGUUCUCUUAGACUGGAAUGGGACCGUGAAACUCUGCGAUUUUGGUAUCAGUGGUCAGCUGAUUGAAUCCCGUGCGCAUACUGUGCAAGCAGGAUGUCCUCCUUACAUGGCUCCGGAGCGUUUUGAUCCGCGUUUCAACUCGGACUACGACAUACGAAGUGAUGUGUGGUCGGUAGGGAUUUCAUUGCUUGAACUAGCCACUGGGACAUAUCCGUACUCUCAUAUCGAUUCCGAAUUCGGGAUACUGGCUGCUAUCGUACGCGAUCCAUCUCCCACCCUUCCCGUGAACAUGGACUUCAGCAUUCACUUCCACGAUUUCGUCUCAUUGUGUCUUCAGAAAGAUUUUAAAUGUCGCCCAAAGUACAAAGCCUUACUGAAUCAUCCGUUCAUUCUCAAUAGCAAGCGGGAUCAAAGGCACGACCUUGUCAUCCUUGUUCAGAAUGUUCUUGGCGUGUAA